Molecule: messenger RNA, 3750 nt
Organism: Anolis sagrei ordinatus
Lineage: Eukaryota; Metazoa; Chordata; Lepidosauria; Squamata; Anolidae
Gene: LSM11
Product: LSM11, U7 small nuclear RNA associated
Biological process (GO): mRNA 3'-end processing by stem-loop binding and cleavage
Cellular component (GO): U7 snRNP
Molecular function (GO): U7 snRNA binding
Source: RefSeq, a predicted model, not a curated record
UCCCCGACUUUCCAUUUCUAUUCUGAGCGUGGAAGCGCCAUUUUUUAAACCAGGCACAACGUUCCAAGCCAGCCAAGGCGUGUAGUUGUCCUUUUUUAUUCCUGUCAGGGGCGAGACUAAAUUGUGGGUCUGGAGGUGACCUUGGAAAUGGAUGAUUCUGGGAGACUGAGGUGUUGAGAGAGAGAGAGGAGGGGGAGCCUGGGCCGGAAAGUGGCGGGAGGGGAGUUGGGCCGUGGCGCCCGCCCGUAGUGAGUUACUCCUUGGCUUGGAGGGAGCAGCAUGGGAGCUGGAGGCGCUCAAUCCGUCGGCUGACUCCAGGAUCCAGGGACCGGGAAGGCGCGAAAGGAGAGCCAGGCCUUGGCUGGACACAACGUGCUUAAUGUGAGAGGGACUGGGCCCUCCUGGCAGGGCUUGAGGCGCGGAAAGACAGAAAGAAGGGAGGGAGAGCGGGAAAGGAAGGAAGGACGGAGUCAUGGAGGAGAAGAGGCCCGGGCGCCGUAGUAGCCGUCGCCGCCGCUCCCGGGAGCGCUCCCCGAGCCCGGCCCGCUUGGACGUGGCCUCCCCGCGCUUCGACCCGCUCCUGGCGCUCUAUUCUCCGCGGACGCCGCUGCCCUUCCCGGCCGCGCCCUGCUUCAACAACCUAGCCGAGUACGAGAGCUUCCAGCGCGGCCGGGGCCCGCAGGCCGGAGAAGCCGGGCGCAGCAGUAGCCGCAGCAGCCGCCGCCGGAAGGGCCGAGCCGGGCGGGCCGCCUCCGCCCCUCCAGACCCCGCGCGGAUCCAGCGGCUCCGGAGCCUCAUGGUGGUGGAGCAGGCCGCGCCCGAGGAGGCCGGGAGGAGCCGGGCCCGGGGCAAGAAGGCGCCGCGGAACGUCCUCACCCGGAUGCCCCUUCAUGAAGGCAGCCCACUUGGAGAACUCCACCGCUGUGUCCGUGAUGGUGUAAAAGUAAAUGUCCACAUUCGAACUUUCAAAGGGCUUCGUGGAGUCUGCACUGGCUUCUUGGUUGCAUUUGACAAGUUCUGGAACAUGGCCCUGACAGAUGUAGACGAGACAUACCGAAAACCUGUACUGGGUAAAGCUUUCUAUGUUGAACCACAGUUAACCCUCACCAGACUAUUUGACAGACUCAAUCUGCAAGAGUCCUUAUUGAAAAAAGAAACUGAUUCAAAGAUGACUUCAGAUCUACCAACUCUUCCAUGUAGUUCUAGGACACUUGGGCGGAAACCUGAAUCAAGUUGGGCAAGAUCAGAAGAGCAUGGAACAAAGAGACACUCCAGUAGAGAGAGGACACGGAGCUCAAGUUUGCCCCGAACCUCUGGGAAGGAGAUUGACCGAGCUGCCAGGAUGCCCCAAACAGAGGGUAAGGGCGCAAGUGGCCCAAGGGCUCGUUCACGGAAAAAACAGAGGCCCAGAAUAGAUUAUCAGCAAGUGUUCAGGCGGCACAUUAACCAGAUUUUUAUUCGAGGGGAGAAUGUCUUGCUUGUUCAUCUUGCACAUUGAUCUCAUUGACCUUACUCAUGCUGUAACAUGAAUAGUGAUGACAGUUAAGUGCUACCUUGUGAAAUAAUAUGGCACUAUAAUUGUUUUCCCUUCUUUUGACCAGAAGGGAGUAGUAGUGAUGAAUUUCAGAGGUCAAAAGCAUGUUGAACCAGUGAAUACUUUAUUUGGACUAGACAUUGGCAGAGAACAUCACCGCCUUCAAGGAAGCAGAUGUCCUAAGACUCGAACAAUUCAGUGGUAUCUGCACCUUUCAAAACUUGAAUAUGAGACAUGUGUCUCUAGACUACAUGGUCCCAAGUAUAUGAUAAAUACUGUGACUAUAAAAAUAGAAUUUGUCAUUGACUUUGGUGCUUUAAUCUUCAAUGGGACAGCAUUCAUUAAAUAAAAUACAUGGUAAGAGAAUGAAGAGCUUGUGAAAGAAAUAAUGACUUUAGGUAUGAACUUGUUUCAGUCCACAUCCCUCCUAUUAGCAUGCAUACCUACGCAGAACACAGUACUCCAAAACUGAGCUGUUGUGCAUUUUCAUGUCCAAAGUUAUCACUUGACUAAAAUGUGAUUUGAAAUAUAAGAAAGUAGUCUAUUCAGUAAUAGGGGUUAGACGCUUUCUCCAGUUUGUUUGCUGUCAAAGGCCUCCCACCCCCUUAAUAUUGAUAUGAAACCUGUAUUGUUAGCCAAUUUCCUCUGGAUCUCCUCCUCCUACCACCAGCGAAGAUUGAAUGUAGAUAAAUACAUAGCUUUUCUAACUGGAGCAUGUCUUGGUCUAUGUUGAAACAAUCCAGAAAUUGCAGUCCAUUAUCUCAUAGUCCCCUCAUUUCCAGUCCAUUUGUGUAGCAUAGUGGUUGAGCUUAAGUGGUGUAUAUAACUUGCUUUAACUAAGAACUGACAGUGUAUAGCUGGGCAUUGCUAUAACAUUGCCUAAGUAGUUUUGAGAUGGUGACUUCCUAGUAUUUGAUGCCAACUGUAGAUAAUUCAUUUGUAUUUCUAGGUCUUGAAUGACAUGUCUCUAGGCUGCUUGGAUUGUUUCUGAGAAGCAUGUUUUAGAGUCUAAACUCUUGGAAAGCAUGCACAGCAAUCAUUAAAAAAACAGUGCUAUUCCUCCAUUUAAUCUUUGGAACAUUGCAAGAUUUUCUUAUAAUUCAUAUGUAUAAACAUGUAUAAACUGUCUGCCAAAAGAAGUGUCAUGGUGCUAUCUGAUAGUGCCCUCUGUUUACAUGGAGUGUGUGUACUACUCCAGUCGCUAGACUUUGUCUUUAUAAUGUGUCUUGGAAUGCACUAAAUGUUCACUAACCCUGUACUGUACUGAGGCAUUUUUAGUCUGUGGAAUGACAAAACUCACAAAAUUAACUAUCAAUUACAUUUCAUUCAUUACUACUUCUUUUCUCUAAUAAUCCGGCAGUCUUUUAAUAACGGAGGUUGCAUUGCAUGUAAUUAAAUUAUUUUUAAAAAUUAUGAGCUAAGCGCAAUCUCUCCCUUUCUGCCAUUUCUCUACCCCAUUGCUAAAGUGGAGAGUGACUUCUCUGGAGAUCAAAUAUCUCCUCAGUCGAACUAGUGUGGGUCCAUUGGGAAUUUGUUCAACACUCAGAUAAUCUUCGUUAGUUCAUUGUGUCUUUACUGUAGUUAGAAGUCAUGACUGGAUUUGGGUCUGCCCUUUUCGUGUUUUACUUCCAUUUUCUCCCAUUUGUUCUUUAGGAAUUACAUAUAUGUGAUGCAUUGUGGGGAGACACAGAGGGGCUUGCUGUUGCCAUUUUUAUUUCUGAUAACAGCCCGUAGCACUGAAAACAAAAGUGAGACUACUGCUGGCUUGUCAUACUCUUAGAAAAUGUUGGAAGAGUUCACCUCAGCAAGAUCAUGCUUCUUUUUUAGACCUGUCACAAAUUUCAAAGCCUUCCCAAAAGUCCGGUUUAUAAACCCUGUAGGUGCUGUGAAUGUGGUUUGAAGUGAAAGACCAUUGCUGGAGCAGGUGUUUUUUAACCCUUUCCUUGAAAAGAUCUGUUAUCUCUUAUCUGUGCCCACACUCCCUAGCCUAGAGAACCCUAGCGGGGAAGAUAGCAGCAUAGAGAAGGUGUUGGAAAAAAUGGCACAGGAGGGAAAGGUUAAAUGCCUGCCACUUCAAGGUGUAAACUAAAAACAGAAGGAUGGAACUAUAUGCAAUAUUCAGUUGUAUCCUAAAUGUUGGAUGGUUCAGGGAAUUAGUUACUGUUCUAAACCUAAUGCAGUUCAAAAUGGUAGGGACGGAAAAUUCAAAAAAGAGU